Molecule: messenger RNA, 387 nt
Organism: Exserohilum turcica Et28A
Lineage: Eukaryota; Fungi; Ascomycota; Dothideomycetes; Pleosporales; Pleosporaceae
Exons: 2
Coding region: 1-387 (128 amino acids)
Source: RefSeq, a predicted model, not a curated record
AUGUCGCUUUUGGCCCCCUCGCCGACAAAUCCGCGGCCCCCAGCGCGAUGGGCGGGAAGGCCUGAGAAGCUCUCCGUAAUUAUUCUCUCCGCCGACGACCAACAACCGGCUGCUCCCCGUCACCCCAUCGCGCCUACAUCUCCGCCCACAUCUCAAGGCACGCCCCGCACGCCCAGCAACCCAGACACCACAACCAUGGGCUCCAAGGUCAGCAAAGUCCGCGAACGCUCCGCAGAUGGCAAACUCCAGCCUUCGCAAGAACGCCUCGACAAGGAGGAAAUGAAGGAACCAAGCAACUACUACACGUCCCGCAGCAAGAGCAUGCGCCGGAAAGCCACAAAGGGCGAAGCCGUCGGUGGUCCUGGCGGUUCCGGAGGGGGGCUCUAG